Molecule: messenger RNA, 3803 nt
Organism: Salvia miltiorrhiza (redroot sage)
Lineage: Eukaryota; Viridiplantae; Streptophyta; Magnoliopsida; Lamiales; Lamiaceae
Product: probable inactive purple acid phosphatase 9
Exons: 9
Coding region: 402-2375 (657 amino acids)
Molecular function (GO): metal ion binding; acid phosphatase activity
Source: RefSeq, a predicted model, not a curated record
AUCAAAUGAUAAGAAAAUAGUAGCUUUUAAAAAUCUACUCAGAAUUUAGAAAAUAUAGCCUUCACCACAAUUUUUUCUACGUUCACUUCUUAUUGAUAGUGUAAAAAUAAUUUGAAGUUUAAAAUAAUAUUUAUUCUUAAAUUUAUGUGUAGAAAUUAUCAUUGUGAUAUCAUUUUCUUUUUUUUAUUUAUUCAAACUGAAGCUAGACUUCAUUUGUUAGUUGAUGUCAGACUUUUCUAAAUAUCACUUGUUAUUUGGAAAGGAAAUUAUACCAAAUAAGUAGUAAGUUAUUUAUAGCCAGGUGUGAAGUGUGAUACAAAGCUCAUUACGAUUCUUCUUCUUCUUCUUCUUGACAUUUCCAGCUGGGAAAAACUCUUGCAGCAAACAAAUUUGAAGAAGUCAUGAACCCAUUACACACAAUCGCGUUUCUCUCCAUCCUCUCUCACCUCCUCACCCACUCCUCAUCCAAAGUCUCUAUCUCCGUCACCCCAAAAUCCGUUCCCAAAUCGGGCGAGCCCGUCACGAUCAAAUGGAGCGGCGUGGACUCGCCGUCGCAUCUGGAUUGGCUCGGAAUCUACACCCCAGCAAACUCUGCCCAUCGCCACUUCAUCGGCUACAUCUUCCUCUCCUCGUCUUCGGGGUGGCAGUCCGGGUCGGGCUCGAUCACGAUCCCGCUCGUCAACAUGAGAUCCGACUACCAGUUCCGGAUCUUCCACUGGACCGAAUCCGAGAUCAACCCGGACAAGCUGGACCACGACCACAACCCCCUGCCGAGGACCAAGCACCUCCUCGCCCAGUCCGACCCGGUCUCUUUCGAACCGGGUCGGGGACCCGAACAGAUCCACCUGGCGCUAACAGGCGGGGACGGAGAGAUGCGGGUCAUGUUCGUGACCACUGAUGGGAAGGAGAGCUUUGUGAAAUACGGGUUGACCCGAGAUGAAUUGGAUGCAAUUGCGGGUACGGAGGUGGCCCGGUAUGAGAGAGAGGAUAUGUGUGAUGCGCCGGCCAAUGACAGCGUCGGAUGGAGGGAUCCUGGCUAUAUUCAUGAUGGGGUGAUGGUUGGGUUGAAGGAUGGGAAAAGGUAUUAUUAUCAGGUGGGUAGUGAUUCAGGGGGUUGGAGCACAACGUACACCUUUGUGUCGCCAAUAAAGGAUUCCAGUGAGACGAUAGCUUUCUUGUUCGGAGACAUGGGGACUGCUACACCGUACUCAACUUAUGUGCGCAUUCAGGAGGAAAGCAUCUCCACCAUUAAGUGGAUAAGUAGAGAUCUCGAAGCUAUUGGCAACAAGCCUUCCUUAAUCUCGCAUAUUGGAGAUAUAAGCUACGCGAGAGGCUAUUCUUGGUUGUGGGAUAACUUCUUCUACCAGAUAGAACCGGUGGCCUCCAAAGUUCCAUACAUGGUUUGCAUUGGCAAUCACGAAUAUGAUUGGCCGUUGCAGCCUUGGAAGCCCGACUGGUCCAACGCGGUCUAUGGCAAAGACGGAGGUGGAGAGUGUGGGGUGCCUUACAGUCUUAGGUUACACAUGCCGGGGAACUCCUCAGAGUCAACCGGAUCAAGAGCCCCUGCUACGAGGAAUCUUUAUUACUCAUUCGACAUGGGGGUAGUCCAUUUCGUUUAUUUUUCGACAGAGACUAAUUUCUUAGCUGGGAGUAAACAGUACGACUUCUUGAAGAAGGAUCUUGAAUCAGUGAACAGAACCAAGACGCCUUACGUUAUUGUCCAAGGGCACAGGCCGAUGUACACCACGAGCUACGAGACAAGAGACCGCCCCUUCAGGGAGAGGCUCCAAGAUCACUUGGAGCCUCUUCUUGUGAAGAACAAUGUGACACUAGCAUUAUGGGGUCAUGUACAUAGAUACGAGCGAUUUUGUCCUCUAAAUAACUUCACUUGUGGAAGCUUGGGCAUCGAGGGGGAGAAAUGGGAGGCGUACCCUGUGCAUGUGGUGAUUGGGAUGGCCGGGCAGGACUGGCAGCCAAUUUGGCAGCCAAGGCCCGACCAUCUGACUGCUCCCAUCUUCCCCCAGCCCGUUAGGUCACUGUAUCGUGGUGGUGAGUUUGGUUAUGUGAGAUUGGUUGCCAACAGGGAGAAGCUCACGCUGUCCUACGUGGGAAACCACGACGGAGAGGUGCAUGAUGCCGUGGAGAUCUUGGCCUCGGGGCAGGUCUUGAAUGGUGCGGGACGUGUUGCUAGCAGCAAUGACAGUAGCGUUGCUGCUAAUCACGGGCUUGGUUCGAGAGUUUCGUGGUAUGUUGGAGUUGCGAGUGUGAUUGUGCUUGGAGCUUUUCUAGGGUAUGUUUUGGGUUACGUUUCGCGUGCGCGAAGGGAAGGUGCUUCGCAGGCGAAAUGGACUGCUGUAAAGAGCGAGGAGACAUGAAUGAGAGAAGGGAGUGCUCAAGAAUUAUAAGGUAGUUUUGCUGGGAUUUUUUGUUUGGAGCUGUUGCUGUAUGUAAUAGUUGAAGAGAUGCAAUGUUGAAAUUAAGAAAGACCGCUUUUGGCAUCUGCCUUCUUCCUCCAAGGAUUCUCUGCUUGUGGUUUCGAGAGAAAGAGAGAGAGAGAGAGAGAUGCUUAUUUCUGCACUGUUUUAUACUUUUAUGUGAUGUAAAUGUAGUCAUAGUAUACCUCUUAAAAUAAAGUCAGUGCAUAUAUUCUUGAUAGCCUUUGUAAAUUCAUACAUGUAAGCAAGUUUAUGCAGAAGAAAUUGUUUUUUGUGUUGAGAAGAAAUUAUGUACAUGGCAUCAGCCCAUGUUAGUUAAUUUUCAAUGGGAUCUCUGCAGCAUCUUGCUUCUUGCAGAGCGCUACAUCUUCCUGUUAAGGGAAAUAUUUGGCGUCUUGACACCAAGUUGGGGAAGAAUUCUUUUGAUGUUAAUAAACAGCGAAUGGUGAUUGCUCCUACGCUGAUAUUUUUGUUUUCGUUAACUUCACUGUUCGAUACAUCUGAAUUCCUAGAGGUGAAGAAUAAAGUGGUUCGUGAAAUCAUAGAAUCCAGUAAGGGUCAUCAAUUACUGUUUGAUCAAAUCCUCCAGGAAGAUCUUUCAGAUGCUGAUGAACUGAAACGGAAAUAAUCAACCUCGUUGUGGGUAAUACUUAGCAAGGUUUGGCCAUAUGAAGAGAGUGACAAAUAUGGAUUUGUUCAAGGGCUCUUUGGAAUGAUGAGUUCUCUUUUCUCUCGCAACUCGGACUUUUUCAAUUCAAUAGAAUCUGUGAGGCCAGAGAACUGGCAGAAAGCUGAUGUGAGCAUAUCCUGUCUCUGCUUUAGUUUGAGCACAUACCUUUAUUUUCUUGUUACAAAGAAGUCCCUAAGGCUGCGAGUUUCAGUGGUGCUACUGCUUCUGCAUCCCAACAGCCUACACUGGCUUUGCUUGCUACAUUCCUUGGUAACCUAGCAACUGCAGUUGAAAAAGCUGUGGGGGAACAAUAUUUGUUGCUCAACAAGUUCAUAUGCACAUGAUUACAGACGUUCUCAUAAAGCAAUUGAAUAUGACACCUCUCUAGAUGAUAACGAGGACAUGCUUUCGCUUUGUGGAGAACUAAUUUCUACUCUUGAGAGACUUGAAUUGCUGAGCAAGGAUAAAACAGGGCACAGCCUCGAAGUUGAAGGAAAUGCCAAUUGAGAAGCUAUGUGCUUGAUGUUUAAUUUCUGUGUAUGUUGUAUCCUAGUUUGUAUUGAGUGAUCUAGUUGCCUCAUUUAUCAAAUAACUUUGUAUGCUGCAGAUGAAUCAAAUGGAGUCUGGAGCUUCUAUGUAUGUAACAUUAUAUAUUUGUUUAUAGAAGGUCAUGUCCAUCAAAAUAGACGUUUCAAUUA